AGUCUCAGCCUUACCCUGUAUAGGAAUGUACAGAACUGGUCAUAUUGGUUACUGCAUGUCAGAGACUUUUACUGUCCUUUUUCUCUUCUGUUGUCAGGGAUGGCGUCUGCUGAUCUGAGGAAUGAGCUGGAAUGUUCCAUCUGUCUGAACAUUUAUACAGAUCCUGUAAACCUGAAAUGUGGACACAACUUCUGCCAGGACUGUAUUGGCCGUGUGUUGGAUACACAGGAGUGGUCUGGAGGUUAUUUCUGUCCUGAUUGCAGAGAAGAGUUCCAGGAUCGUCCUGCACUGCAGAGGAACAUAACACUGUGUAACAUAGUGGAUAAUUUCCUGUCUGCUCAGCCAGAUCAGGAGGAGUCUGGGGUCUUCUGUACUUACUGUAUUCACACUCCCGUACCUGCUGUGAUCUCCUGUCUAUUAUGUGAGGCUUCUCUGUGUGACAAUCACCUGAGAGUCCACAGCAAGUCGCCAGAACAUGUUUUGUGUGACCCCACCACUUCCCUGGAGACCAGGAAAUGCUCCGUCCAUAAUAAGAUCCUGGAAUAUUACUGCACCGAGGACUCCACCUGUAUCUGUGUGUCCUGCACUUUGGUCGGAGAACAUCAGGGACACCAGAUGGAGACUCUGGAUGAGGCCUCUGAGAUAAGGAAGAAUAAAGUGAAACAUUUUCUGCAGACACUGGUGACCGAGAGAGAGGAGAUGGAGAAAAGUGUCCAAAGUCUGCAGGAACACAGGAGGACAGUACAAGGAAAAGCAGAUGAUGAAACGGAGAGAGUCACUGCCCUGUUCAGAGACCUCAGGAGACGUCUGGAAGACCUGGAGAAUAGAGUCCUGAGUGAGAUCUCCGGACAAGCAGAGCGGGUUUGUCUAUCACUGACAGAUCUGAUCCAACAUCUGGAAAUAAAGAAGGAGGAGCUGUCCAGGAAGAUGGUGGACAUUGAGGAGCUGUGUAACACGACAGAUCCACUGACUGUCCUACAGGAAUCAGACACAGGUCACUUGUGUGAUACUGAGGAUGGAGAUGACAGAGAGAGACAUGAUAAACUCCUCCAUGAUGGAGUGGAUCUGGAUGUGGUGGGGAUCUCGCACACAUUACACACAGGUUUAUCUGAUAUCAUGUCUGGGGUAAAUGUACAGACAUCGGGGGUUACAGACAUAUUAUUGGAUGUGAGCACAGCUGGUAAUGGUCUACAUAUAUCAGAUGACAGGAAAACUGCUUCCUCAUCAUUCUCUCCGAAUUGCCCCAUAGACCCAGAGAGAUUUCGGUGUAAUCAGGUGAUAAGUAAUCAGAGUUUCUCCUCGGGGCGACAUUACUGGGAGGUGGAUGUCGGGGAAACAGAUCUGUGGAGAGUUGGGAUGUGUUACCACAAUAUAUACAGGAGAGGAAAACUGUCUCUGAUUGGAGAUAAUAAGAUGUCCUGGGUUUUGAGGAGGGGGAAUAAUCAGUGCUCAGUGGUACAUGACGAAAUCGGAUACAUUCGUACAGUUCCUCCUGAUGCGGAGCAACUGACUAUAAGGUAUCGACUUGAGCCAAGAGCUACAUGUAUCUCUAUAAACUGCUCCUACUUCUUCUAUGAUUUUAUUCAGAACUUGUGGAUUGUAGCCUUUUUGCUUCAAAUCUUUGUGUCAGAACUUGAGAUUGGAUGA
This is a messenger RNA of Rana temporaria (common frog), 1647 nucleotides long. Its product is annotated as E3 ubiquitin/ISG15 ligase TRIM25-like. The record is from RefSeq and is a predicted model, not a curated record. Lineage: Eukaryota; Metazoa; Chordata; Amphibia; Anura; Ranidae. The coding region runs from base 100 to 1647 and encodes 515 amino acids. Gene Ontology annotation, molecular function: protein binding; zinc ion binding. The transcript is spliced from 3 exons.